GCUAGCGUCUCGGUGCCGAUCACGGUACGAGCUCCCGCGCUCGCCGUCGCCGUCCGACAGCCUGUGCCGCCUUGGCUCUACCCGCGCUCUCGCUCCUUCAAAUUCUCCUCCCAAACCACUCCACUCUCCCCAACUCGCUCGCUCACGCUCAACGAGUGACACACAGCCCGAAGCGUGGCGUCUUAUCUCUCCCACCUUCAUGGAUCGCUACAGAGUGGCGCCGUCCCGGCCAGUCUUCCUCUCCGGCGCCACCCACCGCCUGCAGCCCGCGGCCGGGCGGCGAUCGGCCGGCCCCGACACGGAGCUCGACAUCUUCACGGCCGAGCGCUACUUCAACGCGGCCGACGCCAUCAAGUACAGCGCCGCCGCGGUCCAUGCCGCGGACGCGCCGACGAGCCAGACCGCGGCGUCGUCGGAGGCGAGCUGGAACAGCCGCUCCGGCCUGCUCGCCAGCAACCGUUCAUCGUCGACGGCGGCCGCGGCUAGGCAGCACGACAAGGUAGGCCACGGUGGCGGCAAUGCCAUCGACCUCGGCCUCGGCCUCGUCGUGGAGGUCGCCAGGGACGAUCGGUACCACCGUGGUGGCAUUGGCAAGAAGACCGGGCAGCGGUGGGGGCUCUUCAGCCGGGACUGCCCCUGCGCCGGACGGAAGGCCGUCACCGUCGACGUCGCCUCCGAGCCUCCCAGCCCGACCACUCCAAGAAUCCACCACCCGAGGAUCGACGCCCUGGAGGAGCGCGCGGUCUUCAAGGCCAACGGGCUGCCUCCCCCAUCCCCGAAUGACGAGCCGGGCGUGAUGAAGAUCGUGAGCACCGCGGGGAGCCGCGCGUUCCCGCUUCGCGCCAGCAUCGACGGCGUCAUCCCGCCGGCGCCGAACCAGGGCAGCGCCUCGUCGUUCCCCGCCUUCCCGCCGGACGUCGGCCGCCGCGUGGUGAGCUCCGGCAGCGGGUUCACGUUCCCGGUGAUCGCCCCGGCCGUCGUCGACGAUCCGCCCCGGGAGUCGCUGGAGGUGUUCCGCCCCAUCGACGAGGACUCCGUGGUGCUCGUGGACCCGCCGCCACCCUCCCUAGGCGUGGCCGGCUUUCUCCGCGCGCCGGCGGCCGUGGCCGCGGCGACGGAUCAUGACGACGUCGACGACGCGAUGAGCGACGCCAGCUCCGACCUGUUCGACCUGGAGAGCUUCGCGGCGUCGUCGUCGUACCCGACCACGUACCGCGGGCGCAGCAGCCGGCGCAACUCGGGCGACGAAGACCACCUGGGGCUGGGGUACGCCGCCGCGGCCGCGGAGCCGGCGCUGAGCGAGUGCAUGUACGCGCCGAGCGAGGCCAGCGUGGUGUGGAGCGUGGCAACAGCCGAGGGCGUCGCCUACGACGCGGGCAGCGUCGCCAACUUCUCCAGCGCGGCCUCCGCGUGCUGCGUCGACGACUUCCGCUUCGUCCCGCCGACGGAGUCUGCCGCCGGGCACAACGGGUUCACCGCCGCUAUGUCCCGGAGCGCCGGCCGCAAGAAAGGUGGAGGGUUCUUGAACAGCUGCCGGUGCGAGAAGGCCGUCAGCGUCGGGCCGACCCCGGUCCGGGUGGCCCGGCCGCCGGCGGUCCCCGCCAAGACGGCCGGCCGCGCCAUGGGGCUCGAGAGCGGCGGCGCUGCGCGGUACCACAACCGCCGCGUCCAUAUGCCGGUCCGGACGUAA
This is a messenger RNA of Lolium perenne, 1690 nucleotides long. Its product is annotated as protein PHYTOCHROME KINASE SUBSTRATE 4. The record is from RefSeq and is a predicted model, not a curated record. Lineage: Eukaryota; Viridiplantae; Streptophyta; Magnoliopsida; Poales; Poaceae. Gene Ontology annotation, biological process: phototropism.